Molecule: messenger RNA, 1536 nt
Organism: Ustilago hordei
Lineage: Eukaryota; Fungi; Basidiomycota; Ustilaginomycetes; Ustilaginales; Ustilaginaceae
Exons: 1
Coding region: 1-1536 (511 amino acids)
Biological process (GO): spliceosomal tri-snRNP complex assembly
Source: RefSeq, a predicted model, not a curated record
AUGGCUAAAAAUGGCAUGUUGCUGCUCAAUGGCCUUCCGACUGGAUCUCAGUUCACGAUAGAUAGCCACACCGAAGCAUACCUGACCAACGAGCAGUUCGCAGGCAUCAAGGGUCUCCCUGCUGGCUGGCACUGCAUCUCUUGGAGCAUCGCAUCCACCCAAAGCUCAUUCCAGGCUGGUGCGGUUGGUGUUGAAGGCUCUGUUCGCAACGUGCUGCUCAGAUGGUUCGAUGAAGGCGAAGCCUCAGUACGAGAGCUCGACCGUGCGCAACAACGUCUCGUAGCGCCUGAUCAGCUCGGCUCUGGUAGCAGCAUUGGGCGAUCCAAACAAUUUCGCACCUCUCGGACUUUCGACCCGUCAAGCAAGGCCAUAUCUACCAUCAUCACUCUAGAAGUAAUGAACAGCGUCGAACCUCGAUUGCUGCCUUACCCAUCAGCAGCACGCAAGCCAUGGCAAGAUGCACUACGGCAUCUAAGUGUGGACAACGGGCGCGUCGGGAGGAAAGUUGUGGUACGGGUGCUCGGUGUGGACGUUCACAGCGGUGAUUCUAAUACGGAUAGCCUAGCUACUGGACCGAGUCGCGCGAGAGACGGUCUCGAGCAAACAUCGAUACAGCACACCGGCAAUCUGGGGAGAAGCGAAAACGGGAAGAUCAUUUGGGGCAAAUCGAGGCCAGAGAGCGAGCGAGAGGCAUUAGAGCUCUUUGGGGUUGUUGCUGCCGAUGAUGACGAGGAAAAAUAUGACUUUGCGGCGAAGGAAGAGACAGAAUCGAAGAAGAGAAAGCGUUCGUCACCAACAUCAAAUGGCAAGACAAGUGGCAUUUUGGACGACGAGGACAGUCUGUUGUUCACGACCUUUGACUUGCAGCGAAGCUGGCCACCGAACUCAAUCGGAGCGGACAUCACUCGAUGGAGCGAAGAUAAAAGCUGGCUGUUGCAAGACGUGGCUUGUCGAAGUCGUUCCAGCAUCAGCGAAGACGACUGUUAUCUUCCGGUUCUGUGCGAGUUCGAGCUUGCGUUCGUACUUUUCGUCAGUGCUAGCAACAGUUACGUUUGGGAACAGUGGAAAGAUCUCGUGGCUCUGUUCUGCCGGUCCUCUACCCUCAUCGGUGCCUCUUCAGCCUUCCAAGUCCACCCAUCCCAGACUGGAUCACCCUCUGUCGUACCCACUCAAAUUCGACUUGAUUCACACAUAGCCUUCCUUUUCACCCUCCGAUCUCAACUCGCCCUCCUACAGCCCGAUUUCUGGUCAACCCAGACUUCUUUCGCCGAAGAACGAGCAGUACUCAAAGAACUCGAUACCUUCCGAUCUAAUCUAGCACGCUCCCUCUCGGCAGCCAGCAUCCAACACACCGACCCUGGGGCUCAGCUCGAGGAAAAAAGAGAACAAAUGGUCACUGCUUGGAGGACGUUAUCUCAUCUCACGGCUAGCAGGUUCGGUUGGCAACUCGAUCGAAGAUUAGACGAGGAAGCAGAAGUAGAAGACGAUAUGCAGGCGGAAGAAGGCGAAGAUGCACCCAUUAUUGUUGAGAUCUAA